AUGGGUGCUGUUUCAAUGAUUCUUUUGAUCCUCGUCACCAUCUUUAUACCUCCAGUUGGUGUCUUCCUAGUAUCAGGAUGUGGACCUGAUCUCCUCAUAAACAUAUGUUUAACACUUCUUGGAUACAUACCAGGACACAUCCACGCAUUUUACAUCGAAUAUGUGUACUAUGAACGACGAGAAGCAGGUAGAGAAGGAAGAUUCCAAGCGGCGAGAGCUCCGGGAAUUUAUUCGGAUAGGGUGCAAGGAGGUGGUUACGUGCGCAUCCAAAAUGUCUUUGGAUUCUUCACCACAGUGGCAUUUGUCGUCGCGGCUUUGAUCGCAUGUACAGAUAUUAUUUCGCCGCGUACACCCAGUGCCAAAGUAGAAGUGAAAGAUAUUCAAGUCGUAAAAGGACGUCCACAUUACUAUUCCACGAAGAAAGAAGAAUACGCACACAUCCGAUUCUCCCUCAACGCAGACUUUUCCUCCCUCUUCAACUGGAACACUAAACAAGUCUUCGUCUAUGUUUCUGCAUCAUGGCCUUCCAAUUCUUCGGAACCUCAAGUUCUAAAUAACGAAGCGGUCAUUUGGGAUACGAUUAUCACGAAUCCAAGCGCGGAUCAUUUGCAAAAUAUUGGACCGGCUGCGAUGAAGAAAUUGAUUAAGAGUAGUAAGGGAAAGAGUAUUGAUCCUUCGAGAGGUAUUCUGAAACUCAAGAAUCAAAAAGCGAAAUACCAAAUCACACAACCGGGUGGAAAACUCGCAUCAACAGAAGGAGUUGUGUUGAAGGUUCAUUAUAAUGUGCAACCAUGGGUUGGAGCCCUUACUUGGACUCCUCAAAUAGAGUUUCUGAGAUGGAAAAAGGUCAAGGGGGGUGUGAGUAAGGUUUUUGGAUUACCCGCUUUGAAGGAGAAGAAGAAGGCUGCAGAAUAG
Messenger RNA from Botrytis fragariae, 915 nucleotides. Its product is annotated as putative microsomal signal peptidase subunit protein. The transcript is spliced from 6 exons. The coding region runs from base 1 to 915 and encodes 304 amino acids. Gene Ontology annotation, cellular component: membrane; signal peptidase complex. Gene Ontology annotation, biological process: protein targeting to ER. The record is from RefSeq and is a predicted model, not a curated record. Lineage: Eukaryota; Fungi; Ascomycota; Leotiomycetes; Helotiales; Sclerotiniaceae.